Scomber japonicus (chub mackerel) is the source of this 4004-nucleotide messenger RNA. RefSeq names its product NLR family CARD domain-containing protein 3-like. NCBI's taxonomy places the organism in Eukaryota, Metazoa, Chordata, Actinopteri, Scombriformes, Scombridae. Gene Ontology annotation, molecular function: protein binding. The coding region runs from base 1 to 3882 and encodes 1293 amino acids. The record is from RefSeq and is a predicted model, not a curated record. The transcript has 14 exons.
AUGUUUGAGCAGACUGUGUCCUGGAAGAUCAGAGAUGCAUCUGUGCUCUCUAAGCUAGUUAGCCAAGCUAACAAUCAGCAGAGACCAGAUCCUCCUGAACCCAGCUGUGUGUCCAUGAAGAGUGACUGGUCUAUGGGUCAACCUGUUAAAUUCAAACAUGGACAUCAGUCUGCUGAUCAGAGGAUCCAUCAGCAGAGACCAGAUCCUCCUGAACCCAGCUGUGUGUCCAUGAAGAGUGACCGGUCUAUGGGUCAACCUGUUAAAUUCAAACAUGGACAUCAGUCUGCUGAUCAGAGAGUUCAUCAGCAGAGCUCAGAGGUUCUCAGUGGUCAGUCUGUCCAGCAGCAUCAAACACAGCUGGACUCCAUAUUUAUGCUGCUGGAGGAGAACAUCAGCAGGUUUGUGAAGAACGAGCUGAAGAAGAUGCAGAAGGCUCUGAGUCCAGAUGACCCAGAAUGCUUAGAGAGUCAGAGUGAGGAUGAGGAGGUGUUGGACGGUGAGGAGGAAGAGCAGAGGAGGAGCAGCAGAGAGGCAUUUGUGAAGAUCACAGUGCACUUCCUGAGGAGAAUGAAGCAGGAGGAGCUGGCUGAGCUUCUGCAGAGCAGAACUCCUGCUGAAAAGUGUCAACGUAAACUCAAGUCUAACCUGGAGAAGAAGUUCCAGUGUCUGUUUGAGGGGAUUGCUAAAGCAGGAAACCCAACCCUUCUGAAUCAGAUCUACACACCGCUCUACAUCACAGAGGGAGGGACUGCAGAGGUCAAUGAUGAACAUGAGGUCAGACAGAUUGAAACAGCAUCCAGGAAACCAGGCAGACCAGAAACAACAAUCAGACAUGAAGACAUCUUUAAAGCCUCACCUGGAAGAGAUGAACCAAUCAGAACAGUGAUGACAAAGGGAGUGGCUGGCAUUGGGAAAACAGUCUUAACACAGAAGUUCACUCUGGACUGGGCUGAAGACAAAGCCAACCAGGACAUACACUUCACAUUUCCAUUCACUUUCAGAGAGCUGAAUGUGCUGAAAGAGAAAAAGUACAGCUUGGUGGAACUUGUUCAUCACUUCUUUACUGAAACCAAAGAAGCAGGAAUCUGCAGGUUUGAAGAGUUCCAGGUUGUGUUCAUCUUUGACGGUCUGGAUGAGUGUCGACUUCCUCUGGACUUCCACAACACUGAGAUCCUGACUGAUGUUACAGAGUCCACCUCAGUGGAUGUGCUGCUUACAAACCUCAUCAGGGGGAAACUGCUUCCCUCUGCUCGCCUCUGGAUAACCACACGACCAGCAGCAGCCAAUCAGAUCCCUCCUGAGUGUGUCGGCAUGGUGACAGAGGUCAGAGGGUUCACUGACCCACAGAAGGAGGAGUACUUCAGGAAGAGAUUCAGAGAUGAGGAGCAGGCCGGCACCAUCGUCUCCCACAUCAAGACAUCACGAAGCCUCCACAUCAUGUGCCACAUCCCAGUCUUCUGCUGGAUCACUGCUACAGUUCUGGAGGAUAUGUUGAAAAGACGAAGGAGAAGAGAGCUGCCCAAGACCCUGACUGAGAUGUACAUCCACUUCCUGGUGCUUCAGUCCAAACUGAAGAACAUCAAGUAUGAUGGAGGAGCUGAGACAGAUCCACACUGGAGUCCAGAGAGCAGGAAGAUGAUUGAGUCUCUGGGAAAACUGGCUUUUGAGCAGCUGCAGAAAGGCAACCUGAUCUUCUAUGAAUCAGACCUGACAGAGUGUGGCAUCGAUAUCAGAGCAGCCUCAGUGUGCUCAGGAGUGUUCACACAGGUCUUUAAAGAGGAGAGGGGGCUGUACCAGGACAAGGUGUUCUGCUUCGUCCAUCUGAGUGUUCAGGAGUUUCUGGCUGCUCUUCAUGUCCAUCUGACAUUCAUCAAGUCUGGAGUCAAUCUGCUGGCAGAAGAACAAACAACAUCGCAGAUACGUUUCUACCAGAGUGCUGUGGACGAGGCCUUAAAGAGUCCAAAUGGACACCUGGACUUGUUCCUCCGCUUCCUCCUGGGUCUUUCACUGCAGACCAAUCAGACUCUCCUAAGAGGUCUGCUGACACAGACAGGAAGUAGCUCACAGACCAAUCAGGAAACAGUCGAGUACAUCAAGAAGAAGAUCAGUGAGAAUGUGUCUGCAGAGAGAAGCAUCAAUCUGUUCCACUGUCUGAAUGAACUGAAUGAUGGUUCUCUAGUGGAGGAGAUCCAACAGUCCCUGAGAUCAGGAAGUCUCUCCACAGAUAAACUGUCUCCUGCUCAGUGGUCAGCUCUGGUCUUCAUCUUACUGUCAUCAGAAAAAGAUCUGGACGUGUUUGACCUGAAGAAAUACUCUGCUUCAGAGGAGGCUCUUCUGAGGCUGCUGCCAGUGGUCAAAGCUUCAAAUAAAGCUCUGCUGACUGACUGUAACCUCUCAGAGAGAGGCUGUGCAGCUCUGUCCUCAGUUCUCAGCUCCCAGUCCUCUAGUCUGAGAGAUCUGGACCUGAGUAACAACAAACUGCAGGACUCAGGAGUGAAGCAGCUUUCGGCUGGACUGGAGAGUACAAACUGUGCACUGGAAACACUCAGUCUGUCAGGAUGUCUGAUCACAGAGGAAGGCUGUGCUUCUCUGGCCUCAGCUCUGAAGUCCAACCCCUCCCAUCUGAGAGAGCUGGACCUGAAUCUGGAUGUGUUUGACCUGAAGAAAUACUCUGCUUCAGAGGAGGCUCUUCUGAGGCUGCUGCCAGUGGUCAAAGCUUCUCAUAAAGCUCUUCUGUCAGGAUGUCUGAUCGCAGAGGAAGGCUGUGCUUCUCUGGCCACAGCUCUGAGCUGCAACUCCUCCCAUGUGAGAGAUCUGGACCUGAGUAACAACAACCUGCAGGAUUCAGGAGUGAAGCAGCUUUCUGCUGGACUGGAGAGUCCACACUGUGGACUGGAAACUCUCAGUCUGUCAGGAUGUCUGAUCACAGAGGAAGGCUGUGCUUCUCUGGCCUCAGCUCUGAGCUGCAACCCCUCCCAUCUGAGAGAUCUGGACCUGAGUAACAACAACCUGCAGGAUUCAGGAGUGAAGCAGCUUUCUGCUGGACUGGAGAGUUCACACUGUGGACUGGAAACUCUCAGUCUGUCAGGAUGUCUGAUCACAGAGGAAGGCUGUGCUUCUCUGGCCUCAUCUCUACGCUACAACCCCUCCCAUCUGAGAGAGCUGGACCUGAGCUACAAUCAUCCAGGAGACUCAGGAGAGAAGUUACUGUCUGCUGGACUGAAGGAUCCACACUGGAGACUGGACACUCUCAGGGUGGACCAUGGUGGAGAGCACAGGUUAAAACCUGGUCUGAAGAAGUAUUUCUGUGAACUCACACUGGACACAAACACAGUACACAGAAACCUCAAACUGUCUGAUAACAACAGGAAGGUGACACGUGUGGAGGAGGUUCAGUCAUAUCCUGAUCAUCCAGACAGAUUUGACUACUGGGCUCAGCUGCUGUGUAGUAAUGGUCUGACUGGUCGCUGUUACUGGGAGGUCGAGUGGAGAGGAAGUGUUUAUAUAUCAGUGAGUUACAGAAGAAUCAGCAGGAAAGGAGGCAGUGUAGACUGUUUAUUUGGAGGGAAUGAUCAGUCCUGGAGACUGACCUGCUCUGAUGAUGGUCGUUACUAUGUCUAUCACAAUAAGAUAGUAACACCCAUCUCCUCCUCCUCCUCCUCCUCCUCCUCCUCCUCCUCCUCCUCCUCCUCUGUCUCUGACAGAGUAGCAGUGUAUGUGGACUGUCCUGCUGGCACUCUGUCCUUCUACAGAGUCUCCUCUGACACACUGAUCCACCUCCACACCUUCAACACCACAUUCACUGAACCUCUGUAUGCUGGGUUUGGGUUUGGGUCAUGUCAGCCUGGUUCCUCAGUGUCUGUGUGUCCUCUGUCUGAGUGAGAGUCUCUUCCUGUGUGUGAAGAUGUAAAUAAAUAACUUUGAGAAGUUUGAGUAACAUUAUUUUCAUUGCUGGUUAAAAUUCAAGCAGAAGCAAACACAACGAGCUUCUGUAACAUUGAUCU